This is a messenger RNA of Dichomitus squalens LYAD-421 SS1, 831 nucleotides long. RefSeq lists its product as uncharacterized. The record is from RefSeq and is a predicted model, not a curated record. The transcript has 2 exons. Lineage: Eukaryota; Fungi; Basidiomycota; Agaricomycetes; Polyporales; Polyporaceae. Bases 1 to 831 code for a protein of 276 amino acids.
AUGUCGACCGACAGCCAUGCACGCACUGCUUCCGACUCUUCCAGCUUGACAAGCCUGUCGGAUCGCUUGUCUAGCUCCCACAUACAAGACCCGCCACAGCCACCCCCGAGACAGCAGCCGCAGACACCUCCGCGCAAGCCGGCCGCGCCGAACCCGCAGAGCCCACCGAACGUCGACGACGAGCCUGACCUUGUCCACUCUUUGUCUUCUUCAGAUCCUGCCUCUCCCACAUCAACAAGGAGCUUUGGUCUCUUUUCUGAGUUCCCAGGUCUCGGCGAGUCAGUUGAAGAACUCAUCUACAAUUCCAUGCUCGACGAUAAUACACUAUACGCCAGGGCGCAGAAGCACCUCGAGUUUCUCCGUAACUUCCCUCUAUCCUAUUACAACACGCCAGAAUGGAUGCAGACCUACAGAACUCCACAGGGAGAGCGGGGAAAGAAAGUAUUCAGCGUGCUGAACUUCAUUUCGGCGAUGUACGACACCGCAAGUGAGUUGAAGCUGAAAGGAGGGAAGCGCUAUGUCUCCGCAGCAAUCUGUGCGUGCGCUAAUGGUGCAAGAGCGUCGACAAACUUGGAUGUCAAGAGUGAAGCUCUUGCCCAAAGGUUGUCAGACCUAGCGUCCACUUGGGUCGCGUUCUUACUUUGGCCGUUUUACGCUAAUGCUCAACCCGACUUCCCAGGAAGGCAGCAGCAUAACGAGAACGCAACUCCUACGUUCAAGGAAACUGCAACUCUCGUCGACAGAGGACUGUGUUCCGCGGGGUGGUUCCCUGAAAGAGAAGGCAAGUCUAUUCUUACAUAUUCAGUCCCUCAAAUUUUCACCCAGGUGUAG